AACGCGUGCAUUCGUUGGUUUCGCACGCCAAAUUCUGUGCAACUCCCCGCCUCAUCGGCCGCAGCUCGCUCCGCAUAAAGUUUUCGUCCGAUCCUCUAUUUUUGACUUUGCCCUCCUUGUGCUCCAAGAAACAGUCCAACGAUCUCUCGCUUCCUUCCGCGACGACGAGACUCCCGACUACCCUCCUCCUCGUCGUGCCCUCUAGGGUUUCUUCUCCUGGCGAUGCCGCUGCCUUCGUCCUCUUCCAUCUGUCGGUCUUGAUCGCGAGGGCGGAUGGGUUCCUCCGCCGCUCCCGACCUCGGGCUACUUGAGGAUUUCGGGCAGCGGGUAGACCUCACCAGGCGCAUUCGCGAGAUCCUGAUUAACUACCCCGAGGGCACCACCGUGCUCAAGGAGCUCAUCCAGAACGCCGACGACGCUGGCGCCACCAAGGUUUGCUUCUGCCUGGACCGCCGCACCCACCGCACCGAUUCCCUACUCUCCCCCAAGCUCGCGCAGUGGCAGGGCCCCGCGCUCCUCGCCUACAAUGACGCCGUCUUCACCGAGGAGGACUUCGCUUCUAUCUCCCGGAUUGGAGGCAGCCAGAAGCAAUCCCAGGCCUGGAAGACAGGACGCUUUGGGAUUGGUUUUAACUCAGUGUACCAUCUGACUGACUUGCCAUCUUUUGUAAGUGACAAAUAUGUUGUUUUAUUUGAUCCCCAAGGAGAAUAUCUUCCAAAUAUCUCAGCUGCAAAUCCUGGAAAGCGUCUCGAUUAUGUCAGUUCUUCAGCCAUAUCAUUGUAUGAAGAUCAAUUUUCACCAUUUUGUGCAUUUGGAUGUGAUAUGAAAAGGCCUUUUCAUGGAACUUUAUUUCGCUUACCUUUGAGGAAUGCAGUUCAAGCAGCUACUAGUAGGCUUUCUCGGCAGGCAUACUUGGAAGAUGAUAUUUCUUUGAUGUUUUCGCAACUCUAUGAGGAAUCUAUUUUUUGUCUUAUUUUUCUUAAAAACAUAGUAACUAUUGAAAUGUAUGAUUGGGAAUCUGAAUUAGUUGAACCAAGAAAGUUACACUCAUGCUCUCUCAGUUCUCUGAAUGAAACUAUAGCUUGGCACCGUAGGGCACUUGCCAGAUUUUCUGACUCUGCCAAUGUAUCUGAUAUGCAAAUAGAUUCAUUUUCUUUGGAUUUUUUGAGUGAGUCAUCUUCUGGGGCAUAUUCAGUAAAAAAGAAUGAUUCUUUUGUCAUAGUACAGGCAAUGGCAUCACCGUCAAGUAGAAUUGGUGCUUUUGCGAUUGAUGCCGCAAAAGAAUAUGAUCUUCAUUUGUUGCCUUGGGCGUCCGUUGCCGCAUGUAUAUCUGAUGACUUGCCUGAGGAUAGCGUUCUUAGACGUGGACAAGCAUUUUGUUCUCUUCCACUGCCAGUGGCUACUGGAUUGUCGUUCCAAGUGAAUGGUUUCUUUGAAGUUUCUUCCAAUCGACGCAGCAUAUGGUAUGGAACUGACAUGGACAGGGCUGGAAAACUUCGCUCUGACUGGAACCAGUUUUUAUUAGAAGAUGUGGUUGCUCCAGCUUUUAAUGAAUUAAUGCUUUGUUUGCGUAAGCUUGUCGGACCAACAAGAUUAUACUAUUCUUUAUGGCCAACUGGUUCAUAUGAGGAGCCUUGGAACAUUUUAAUUGAGACUAUCUAUAGAAUUAUUCAAUCAUCUCCUGUGUUUUAUUCAGAAUUUGUGGGAGGAAGAUGGAUAUCACUGAAUGAAGCUUUUGUUCAUGAUGAGAAAUUCUUCAAAAGUAAAGAGCUUGGUGAGGCUCUUGUUUUGUUGGGGAUGCCUGUUGUUCAUCUUCCUAAUGCGCUCAUGCAGAAGUUGCACAAUGUUUACCAGAACUUUAGUGAACGACUUGUGAAUCCUUUAUCAGUAAGGCGUUUUCUAAAGGAGUGCAUAAGAUUGUCUGCAUUAAGCAGAACUGCUAAAUUAAUUUUAUUAGAUUACUGCAUCGAUGAUUUAGAUGAUUCUGAGGUUAGUAAAUGUGCAAAUGGUCUGGCAUUGCUCCCGUUGGCAAAUGGUGAAUUUGGAUCUAUUUAUGAGGCAUCUGUUGGAUCCUCAUAUUUUGUCUGCAAUGAUCUUGAAUACAAGCUGCUGAGUUUAAUUCCUGAUAGGAUAGUUGACAGGAGUAUUUCUCCUGAUUUAUUUAGUAGAUUGUCUAAGAUUGCUAGUGGCUCCAAGGCAAAUAUUAGAUUUCUUGAUGGCCAGAGUUUUGUGGAGUUAUUUCCAAGGUUAUUCCCUGUAGAUUGGAAAUUUAAAAACAAAGUGUCCUGGGACCCAGAAUUGGGUACUGUAUUUCCGUCAAAAGAUUGGUUUGCACAUUUCUGGCAGUAUCUGCGUGAUCAACCAUAUAGUUUGACAUUAUUAAAUGAAUGGCCCAUAUUGCCAUCAACAACUGGAUACGUCUAUCGUGCUUCCAAGUUUUCGAAGCUGUUGAAUGCAGAGCUGUUAUCGGAUACAAUGAAAGAGAUCCUUACUAAGAUUGGUUGUAAAAUAUUGGAUAAGCAAUAUGCCAUUGAACAUCGGGAAUUGCCACUGUAUGUUUAUGAUGGUGAUGCUCUUGGUGUUCUGAAUUCAAUUUUUGAAUCACUUUCUUCUAACAACUAUCAGCUGCUGCUUCUUUUUCAAACAUUUUCUGUUGAAGAAAAGAAUGAACUCGCUGAAUUUCUUCUAGACCCCAAGUGGUACUAUUCGGGAUGUUUGUCUAAUUCAGACAUACAAAGCUGCAAAAAAUUACCUAUUUUUCGAGUUUACACCGGUGAACAGAUUAUUACUUCGCAAUUUUCUGAUUUAGAGAGCUCAAAGAAAUUCUUACCACCUGUUGGCAUUCCUAAUUACUUAUUGGGUAAUGACUUUAUUCUCUGCAUCUCUGAACGUGAUGAAGAUAUCCUAAUAAGGUUUUUUGGCAUUGAGAGGAUGAAGAAGACAAUAUUUUACAAGCAGAAUAUUUUAGACAGAAUCGAUGAGUUACAAUCUGUUGUUCGUGACACGGUCAUGCUGUUAAUUCUGCAAGAUCUUCCUCAGCUGUGUUCAGAAGAUCCAUCUUUUAAGGAGUCUUUGAAGACACUUAAAUUUGUUGUAACAAUUAAUGGGAGCUUAAAGAGUCCACGAUCCGUUUACGAUCCUCGUGUGGAUGAAUUGUUCGCUCUUCUGGAAGAAUCAGACUGCUUUCCUUUUGGUCCAUAUGGCGAACCUAAUGUUCUGGAUAUGUUGCUUCUUUUGGGCCUUAAGACUUCUGUAUCUUCUGAUACUAUUUUAGAGAGUGCUCAUCAAAUUGAAUCCUUGAUGCAUCAGGAUCAAGUGAAGGCUCAUUCGCGGGGUAAAGUGCUUCUUUCAUAUCUUGAGGUCAAUGCAGUUAAAUGGUUGCAUAAUGUAUCGUCUGAUAAUUUUAGAAAGAUUAAUAUGGUGUUCUCAAAGGUUUCUACAGUGCUAAGGCCCCGUGAUGUAUCUUCAGAAGUUGAUCUUGAAAAAUUUUGGAAUGAGCUUGGAAAGAUUUGCUGGUGCCCUGUCCUUGUUACAACACCACAUCCAGCGUUACCAUGGCCUUCUGUCACAUCUAUGGUGGCACCUCCAAAGGUUGUCAGAUUGCAGGGAGAUAUGUGGCUAGUAUCUGCAAGCACCCGCAUAUUAGAUGGAGAAUGUUCCUCUUCCGCCUUGUCCUCCAGUUUAGGUUGGUCUUCUCCGCCAAGUGGAAGUGUAAUUGCAGCUCAACUGCUUGAGCUUGGGAAAAAUAAUGAGAUUGUCAAGGACCAGAUGCUUCGAAAAGAACUGGCACUGGCGAUGCCAAAGAUAUAUUCCUUGUUGACAAAUUUGAUUGGUUCAGAUGAGAUUGAUAUUGUUAAAGCUAUUUUAGAGGGCUGUAGAUGGAUUUGGGUAGGUGAUGGGUUUGCAACUGCAGAUGAAGUAGUCCUCAAUGGAAAUCUUCAUUUAUCUCCUUAUAUACGCAUUAUUCCUGUUGAUCUAGCAGUAUUCAAAGAAUUGUUCUUGGAGCUUGGUAUCAAGGAAUUUUUAAAUCCAGUAGAUUAUGCCAAUAUUCUCUUUCGAAUCGCUUCAAGAAAAAAGCGCCAUCCACUUGAUGGGCAAGAACUCAGAACAAUAAUGUUGCUGGUUCAACAUUUGGUUGAAGUUCAUUCUCAGGAUUUACAGGUUCAGAUAUAUUUGCCAGAUGUUUCAUGUAGACUGCUUCCUUCCACUGAUUUGGUAUUCAAUGAUGCUCCAUGGCUGCUCGGUUCUGGUGAGAGUCUAUAUGGGGAUACAUCUGCUAUCACUCUUGAUACAAAUAGAGAAGUAUUCAAAUUUGUCCAUGGCAACAUUUCAAAUGAUCUUGCAGAAAAGCUUGGGGUUCGCUCUCUUCGUAGAUUGCUGCUCGCUGAGAGUUCUGAUUCUAUGAACUUAAGUUUGUCAGGGGUUGCUGAGGCUUUUGGUCAGCAUGAAGCUUUAACAACUAGGCUCAAGCACAUUGUUGAAAUGUAUGCAGAUGGACCAGGGAUUCUUUUUGAACUUGUCCAAAAUGCAGAGGAUGCACAUGCUUCUGAAGUAGUUUUUCUUUUGGAUAAGAGCCAGUACGGAACUUCCUCUGUUCUUUCUCCUGAGAUGGCUGAAUGGCAGGGCCCUGCACUUUACUGUUUUAACAACUCCAUUUUUAGUUCAAAAGAUCUUUAUGCAAUCUCUCGCAUUGGUCAAGACAGUAAACUUGAAAAGCCUUUUGCUAUUGGACGGUUUGGGCUUGGCUUUAACUGUGUGUAUCACUUUACUGAUGUCCCUAGUUUUGUUUCUGGAGAGAACAUUGUAAUGUUUGACCCUCAUGCCUGUUACCUACCUGGAAUUUCUCCUUCUCAUCCAGGUCUCAGGAUAAGAUUUGCGGGAAGGAGGAUAUUGGAUCAGUUUCCUGAUCAGUUCAUUCCAUUCUUGCAGUUUGGUUGCAAUUUGCAGGAACCAUUUCCAGGUACCCUUUUUCGGUUUCCUCUAAGGAAUGAGUUGGUUGCUUCUAGAAGCCAAAUAAAGAAAGAAAAAUACACACCUGAGGAUGUCGAAAAGCUCUUCUGUUCUUUUUCUGAAGUGGUAUCUCAAGCAUUAGUCUUUCUUCGAAAUGUUGAAAAGAUCACCAUAUUUGUGAAGGAUGGAACUGAUCAACCAAUGCAGUUAGUUUAUAGUGUUGCUAAGCACAGAACAAGUGGCCUUGUACGGGAACCACAUCCUCAUCAUUCUAUGCUCAGUUUUGUUCAUGGACAUCUCAAAAGUGGAAUGGAUAUGGAUCAAUUCUUGAACAAGCUAACUAAUGUUGAAGAUAAAGACUUGCCUUGGUACUGUCAAAGAGUUGCUAUUGUGGAGCAAAAUCAUAUAGGCCAACAAUUGCACUUUUGGGUAAUAAAUGAAAGUAUAGGUGGUGGGCUUGCUAAGAAGAAAUGUUUAUCUUUGGAUCGUAGAUCACAUAAGUUGAUCCCUUGGGCUUCUGUUGCUGCCUACUUGUGUUCUGUUGACAUAAGAAAUGCAGAGGAACUAAAUGAGAUUUUAAAUCAGCCUCUUUCCAGAGUUUCACAAGUUCGGAAAAACUUUGAGGGACAAGCAUUCUGCUUCCUGCCUUUGCCAAUUAGUACUGGGCUGCCUGUUCAUGUUAAUGCUUAUUUUGAAUUAUCUUCAAACAGAAGGGAUAUAUGGUUUGGCAAUGACAUGGCUGGAGGUGGAAAAGCACGUUCUGAGUGGAACAUCUGUCUCCUUGAAGAUGUUAUUGCUCCUACUCUUGGUCGCUUGAUCAAUGUCCUUGCCCAAGAAAUUGGUCUGUGCAAUCUAUUCUUCUCACAUUGGCCCACUGUUACAGGGGUUCAACCAUGGGCUUCAAUGGUCCGGAAAGUAUAUUUGUCUAUCACUGAUCUUGAUUUACCGGUUCUCUACACCAAGGCCAGAGGAGGGCAAUGGAUCUCGACCAAACAAGCUAUUUUUCCUGAUUUUAAUUUCCCAAAGGCUAUUGAGCUUUCAGAAGCAUUAUCUGAAGCUGGUUUGCCUAUUAUAUCCUUGUCCAAGCCAAUUGUUGAAUUUUUUUUAGAUGCAUGCCCGUCCUUGCAUUUUUUGAAUCCCCACUUACUGAGAACCUUACUUAUUCGACGAAAGCGAGGUUUUAAAAAUAAAGAGACGGUGAUAAUGACUCUAGAAUAUUGCUUAAGUGAUAUUAUAGCAUCAUCAUUUUCUGAGAAGUUGCAAGGGUUGCCCUUAAUUCCCUUGGCAAAUGGAUCAUUCACAACAAUUAGCAGAUGCGGGGAAGGUGACAAGAUAUUUGUUACUAGCCAAAAUGAAUAUGAUCUUCUUAAAGAAUAUAUUCCACAUAUUCUUGUAGAUCGUUCCAUCCCAGCUGAGGUUUUCAAAAAAUUAUAUGAUUUGGGCCUCUCUGGGCAAUAUAAUAUGCAUGUUUUAACGUGCUUUUCCUUUGCUGAACUAUUUCCUAGAAUUCUCCCUAAUGAAUGGCUACAGUCUAAAAAGGUUUCUUGGACUCCUGGAUUCCAAGGCCAGCCUAGUUUAGAAUGGAUAGGAUUGUUAUGGACUUAUUUGAAAGAGUCGUGCUCAGACCUUUCAAUAUUUGCUAAGUGGCCUAUAUUGCCAGUUAGUAAUGGGUGUCUCUUGCAGCUGGUUGAGAAUUCAAAUGUCAUUAGAGAUGAAGGAUGGAGUGAGAACAUGUAUUCGCUGCUGCAAAAAUUAGGAUGUUUCUUUUUGAUAUCAGAUUUGUCAAUUGAUCAUCCACAGUUAAACAAAUAUGUUCUAGAUGCAACAGCAAAUGGUAUACUCAAUGCUGUAGAGGCUAUUGGUUUUCAGCUAUGUAAUAUUGAUGAUCUAUUUAACAAUGCCUCAAUUGCAGAGAAGCAUGAACUUCGAAGUUUCAUUUUCCAAUCUAAGUGGUUUACUGGUAACCACCUGUCUGAUAAGAACCUUGAAACAAUAAAGCUUCUUCCAAUAUUUGAGUGCUACAGGAGUAGAGAACUUGGUAGCUUGGUUAAACCUAUUAAAUGGUUAAAACCUGAAGGCAUACACGAGGAUCUGUUGGAUGCAAAUUUCCUCCAGACUGAAUCUGAGAAAGAGAGGAACAUUUUAAAAGUCUACCUAUCGGUCAGGGAGCCUACAAAGCUCCUGUUUUACAAGGAUCAUGUACUAAACCGAAUUUCUGAGUUCCUUUCUGAGCCCAACAUUAUUUCUUCAAUUCUUCUGAAUGUUAAGAUCUUAACAGAAGAAGAUACAACCAUAAAAGACACAUUAUCUGACAUACCAUUUGUUUUAGCUGCUGACGGAUCCUGGAAACAUCCCUCUAGACUUUAUGAUCCUCGUGUACCUGAGUUGCAGAAUAUGCUCCACAAAGAAAUGUUCUUUCCUUGUGACAAGUUUGUUGAAACUGAAAUACUCGACUCUCUUGUAUGUCUUGGCCUAAAAAGAUCUUUGAGUUUUACAAGUUUAAUUGAUGGUGCUAGGACAGUGUCAAUGUUGCAUGAUUCAGGGAAUAAAGAUGCAUUUGAUUAUGGUAGAAGGCUUCUGGUUUUCUUGAAUUUUCUUGGGGUUCAGCUCUCACAGACUAUCACUGAAAACAGUGUUGGAUGUGAUUCUUUACUUCUAUCCAACAACGACAGUUUAGAUUUUGGGAAUUCACAAAUGGAAAUUCCUGCAGAUGUCCCCUCUAGAUAUAAUCAAGAUUUUCUGAAUAUUUUUUCUAACUUUGUUCAUGACAAAUCUGAAGAUGAAUUUUGGUCAGAGUUGGCUACCAUUCCUUGGUGUCCUGUUUAUGUUGUGCCACCAGUUAAUGGUAUUCCAUGGUUCAUAUCAGAGAAUUUUGUGGCAUCUCCAAAUUGUACUAGGACAAAAUCUCAGAUGUGGGUGGUUUCAUCCAAAAUGCGAAUUCUUGAUGGUGAUUGUCAUUCAUUUUACCUUGAGCAAAAGCUUGGCUGGAAGGAUAAUCCAAGUAUAGAUGUUGUGUGUUCUCAGUUGAUUCAGUUUUCAAGUUCCUAUGAUAAACUAAAACUUCUGCCAGAGAAUGAGCUAUCAAUUGAUGCUGUCUUAGCAAGAGAAAUCCCGUCUAUGUAUUCAUAUUUACAGGAAUUUGUUGGCUCCCAUAAAUUUGAUAUUCUUAAAGAAUACUUGGAUGAUGUUCCUUGGGUUUAUAUAGGCGACAAUUUUGUAUCUCCCAUGGUGCUUGCAUUUGACUCUCCUGUGAAGUACCACCCUUAUCUUUAUGUUGUUCCCUCUGAGUUAUCUAAAUUUAAAUCUUUACUUUCUGGAUUAGGUGUCAAGUUAACUUUUGAUGCAACUGAUUAUGUGCAUGUACUGCAACGCCUGCAACAUGAUGUCAAAGAAGAACCAUUAUCUGCUGAACAGUUAGGGUUUGUUCGUCGUGUUUUGGAAGCUUUUGCUGAUUGUUUUACUGAGAAGCAUGUACCUGAUGUGUUAAUAAACUCACUUCUCAUUCCUGAUUCAUUGGGGAUACUGAUGCCUGCUUUAGCUCUUGUCUACAAUGAUGCAGCAUGGAUGAAGAACAUUUCCCCUGGUGAGAAGCAUCUUGUACAUCCAAGUAUCAAUGAUGAUCUUGCCAAAAUCCUUGGUGUUCAAUCACUACGGAACUUGUCAUUAGUUGAUGAGCAGACAACUAGGGACCUGCCAUGCAUUGAUUAUGCUAGCAUCUGCGAGCUGCUGGCAUUUUAUGGUGAAAGUGACUUUGUACUGUAUGAUCUUUUAGAGUUGGCUGACAAAUGCAAAGCAAAGAAAUUGCACCUGAUAUAUGACAAACGGGAACAUCCUCGACAAUCUUUGCUCCAACAGAAUUUAGGCGACUUCCAGGCUGCUUCUUUGACAGUUGUUUUUGAAGGAACAACAUUAAGCAUGGAAGAAGUAUGCAGUCUGCACCUACCUCCACCAUGGAAAGUUCAAGGCAGUGCUCUUUACUACGGGCUGGGAAUGAUUAGUGGAUACUUCCUCUGUGACCUCAUGACUAUUGUUUCUGGAGGUUAUUUUUACAUUUUUGAUCCUCUUGGCUUGGCUCUAUCUACACACUCAAAUGGUGCCCCUUCUGCAAGAUUAUUUUCUCUAAUAGGUACUGACUUGACUGAGAGAUUUCGUGAUCAAUUCAGUCCAAUGCUUAUAAGCAAGGAAACUUCAGUAUCAUCUUCUAAUUCUGUUGUUAUACGCAUGCCUAUAUCAUCAAAAUGUAAGAGUGCAGAAGAAUCUGAUUGUUUGAAAGUAAAGCAUAUUUUUGACCAGUUUAUGAAACAUGCUUCUUCGGCACUUCUAUACUUAAAGUCGGUUCUUCAGGUGUCCUUAUCAACAUGGGAGGAGGGGAGUUUGCGCCCAGCAUUGAACUAUUCUGUAUCUGUGGAUCCUUCUCCUACAUUUUCGAGGAAUCCAUUUUCAGAAAAGAAAUGGAGAAAGUUUCAGUUAACCAGAUUGUUUAGUGGCUCUAGUGCAGUGACAAAGGUAAAUGUGAUAGAUGUUCAGGUGAUUAAUGGUGAUAGUAUAUCCAUCGACAAAUGGCUUGUUGUGCUUUGUUUGGGAUCUGGACAAACACGAAACAUGGCCCUUGAUAGGAGGUUUCUUGCUUAUGAUUUGACACCUGUUGCUGGAGUUGCAGCUCAUAUAUCACAUGAUGGAAUACCUUUAAGUGCCCAUACAUCUAGCUGCAUAUUGUCUCCUCUUCCCACAUCUGGAACUCUAAGUAUGCCAGUCACUCUGCUUGGAUGUUUUCUUUUAUGUCACGAUGGUGGACGGUAUCUCUUUAGCCGUUGUCAUGAAACAAACAUGUCAGAGCGACAACUUAAAGCUAGUAAUAGUAUAGUUGAAGCUUGGAACAGAGAAUUGAUGUUGUGUGUUCGAGAUGCAUAUGUUGAAUUGGUUUUGGAAUUUCAAAGGCUCAGGAAGGAACCCCUAAAUUCUACAAUUGACCCAAGCAUCACAAGUGACUUGUGCUCUAUUUUGCAGGUUUAUGGUGAUACGAUUUAUAAUUUCUGGCCUAGGUCUAAACAACCAUUUAAUUCUUCUAAGGCACUUGUUGCUGUCAGUGGUAAUUCAUCUAAGAAAACUGAAGCAGAUUGGCAAACUCUAAUUGAUCAAGUUAUAAGGCCUUUUUAUGCUCGCCUUGUUGAUCUUCCUGUUUGGCAACUUUAUGGAGGUAAAACUGUCAAAGUUGAUGAGGGCAUGUUUCUGUCUCAAUCAGGAGGCGGAGAUGAUAGCAGCUUGCCACCAACCAAUGUUUGCAGUUUCAUAAAAGAACAUUAUCCUGUUUUUUCUGUACCCUGGGAACUGGUCAAUGAAAUUCAGGCUGUUGGAGUUAAGAUAAAAGCAAUCAAGCCUAAGAUGGUUCGUGAUCUUCUCAAAUCUUCUUCAUCUGUUUCACUUAGAUCUAUCAAUACCUAUAUCGAUGUGUUGGAAUAUUGCCUAUCUGACAUUCAACUGCAGCCGUCGUUGAAUCUAUUGAUAUCUGAUGGAUCAGCUGAGGGUAACAACUUGCAGAUUGAAAAUUUCACUCCCCCUAACACAUUGGGGCAUAGGCACAAUCAAGGUGCUCCCCAGACUUCUGGUGGUUCAGGUGGUGAUGCACUUGAAAUCAUGUCAUAUUUUGGCAAAGCUUUAUAUGAUUUUGGGCGUGGUGUUGUUGAGGAUAUGGGGAGGGCAGGAAAUACAUUGGGUAGAUCUUCUGCUGUGGGCAUUGGUCCAUAUGCCGAUAGGAUACUCCCUUCUGCAGUUUAUGAACUCAAAGGUACACCUUUUCCAACAGCAACAAAUAAUCUUGUAAGGCUUGGAGUUAAUGAACUUUGGAUAGGGAGUCAAGAGCAGCAAUUGCUUAUGCAACCUUUGGCUUAUAGAUUUAUCCAUGCACAAUGUUUAGAAAGACAUAAUUUAACGGAUAUUCUCUCUGACGAGGAUAUCCAAAGGUUUCUGAAAUUGAGAGGUUUCUCUGCCCACCUACUCUCUAGCAAUCUGAGGUUUGUCUUUAAUGAGCAAUGGGUAAGUCAUGCGAUGAGCAGUAAUAGAACUCCUUGGGUUUCAUGGGAGAAGUAUACUGAAUCACAAGGAGAUGGACCCACUCCCAAAUGGAUCCUACUUUUUUGGAAAACCUUCACGGCCUUAAAAGGAGAACUUUCACUUAUAUCUGAAUGGCCUUUGAUUCCUGCAAUUCUGAAUAAGUCAGUGUUGUAUCGUGUUAAAGAAAUUCACCUUGUUUUUGCACCACCAGUUGCAGAUGUAGAUCUUGGAAAUAGAGCUUCAAACUCCAAUAGUGAAGGGGAGGAUUCAUUGGCUUUGUCUGUGGCUAUUCCACAGCUGGAGCAAAACAAGUAUUAUUCUGCAUUUGAAUUGACAAAGUCAAGGUAUCCAUGGUUGUUUGGUGUACUUAAUAAAUUCAACAUACCCGUAUAUGAUGCCUCCUUCCUUCAUUGUAGUGUACCUGAUAGUAUUUUCCCGGCACCUUCUCAAACUCUUGGCCAAGUAGUUGUUUCAAAGUUGCUUGCUGCUAAAAUAGCUGGACAUUUUUCCAUUCCUGCUGAUUUAUUCAAUGAAGAGCGUGAUAGUCUAUUUAAUAUAUUUGCUCAGGAGGUUAAAUCAUCCAGUGUAUGCCCUUACAGAAGAGAAGAGAUAGAUUUGUUGAGAGAACUCCCCAUAUUUAGAACAGUUCUGGGUACAUAUACUAGGUUGUACAGCCCUGAUCAAUGCAUCCUUUCUCAAUCUGCAUUCUUUCACCCACGAGAUGAACUCUGUCUUUCUAAUACAAUGGAGGCAAAUGCCUUUUUCCAUGCUCUUGGAGUACAUGAGCUAAGAAAUCAAGAUGUCUUAGUGAGAUUUGCUUUGCGAGAAUUUGAGCAGAAAACAUCAGAAGAACAGGAAGAUAUAUUGCUUUACCUUUACACCAACUGGCAAGAACUACAAUUGGAUGCGACUGUAAUCAACUCUUUGAAAGAGACUAACUUUGUACGGAAUGCUGAUGAAAGUUCUUUAAAGUUAUUCAAGCCAAGAGACUUGUUUGAUCCUCAUGAUUGCUUGCUGGCAUCAAUCUUCUCUGGGGAACACAACCAAUUUCCUGGGGAACGGUUCAUUACUGAUGGUUGGCUACGUAUUUUAAAGAAAACUGGGCUUAGAACAUCUUCUCAAGUUGAUACCAUACUGGAAUGUGCAAAAAAAAUAGAGAAACUAGGAAAUGAAAACAUUUCUCACAAGGAAGAUCAAGAUGAUUUUGAGGUUGAUUUCAUAGGUAAUACAAAUGAAGUUUCCUUGGAAAUAUGGACCUUAGCUAUUUCGUUGGUUAAAACAAUAUUUGAAAAUUUUGCAUCCCUCUAUGACAACAACUUCUGUGAAAAUCUUGGUAAGAUUUCAUUUGUACCUGCUGAGAAAGGUUUCCCAAGUAUCAGUGGUAAGAAGGGUGGAAAGAGAGUACUUACAUCAUAUAGUGAAGCUAUCUUGUCAAAAGAUUGGCCGUUGUGUUGGACUAUUGCACCUAUUCUUAGCAUGCAAAAUGUUAUUCCUCCUGAAUAUUCCUGGGGAGCAUUUCGCCUGAGGAGCCCUCCAGUUUUUUCUAAAGUUUUGAAACAUUUGCAGGUUGUUGGAAAAGAGAAUGGGGAAGAUACCCUUGCUCACUGGCCGACAUCAACGAACAUUAUGACAGUAGAAGAUGCCUUUUCAGAUAUCUUGAAGUACAUGGAUAAGAUAUGGGGCACUCUCUCUUCUUCAGAUAUUAUGGAAUUGCAGAAGGUGGCAUUUGUGCCGGUGGCAAAUGGAACUCGCUUGGUUACUGCAAAGUCACUUUUUGUACGUCUGGCAACUAACCUUUCACCAUUUGCAUUUGAACUUCCCAGUCUAUAUCUACCAUAUGUGAGGAUCCUCAAAGAAAUGGGAAUGCAGGAGGCUCUUACUCUUUCAUUUGCUAGAGAGCUUCUUCUAAACAUCCAACAAUCCUGUGGAUAUCAACGCCUUAAUCCCAAUGAACUCCGUGCAGUAAUCACAGUUCUCAAUUUUAUGUGCCUUGAGGUUUCUAAUUCAAUGUCGAAUGAGCUUGAUUGGCUAUCCGAUGCAAUCAUCCCAGAUGAUGGCUGCAGGCUGGUCUUGGCAAGAUCCUGUGUGUAUGUUGAUUUCUAUGGAUCUCAAUUCCUUAGUAAUAUAGAUACUUCCAGGUUAAGAUUUGCUCAUCCAGAGCUAUCAGAGAGUAUCGUUAUGGCCUUGGGUAUCAAUAAAAUAUCUGACGUUGUCAUUGAGGAAUUGGAUGAACCAGAACUACAGAUUAUUAGCCAGAUUCGGGGUGUGACACUUACGAGGGUGAAGGAGAAACUCUUGAGCAAAUCGUUGCAAGAGAUAGUGUCUAUUUUUAUGAGCAACAUAGCCCAUCACUAUCCCACACUUGAAAGCUUAGGCUUUCUCCAAAUAAAGCAUCUAAUGGAACUUAUUGCUGAAAAAUUGCAAUUUGCUGAACAAAUUCACACUCGAUUUCUUUUACUUCCCAAAUGCCUGGAUAUUACACGCCUAACCAAGCAGUCCUCAAUUGCUGAAUGGGAAAAUAGUAUGAAGCAUCAAACUCUCUGCUUCAUUGACAAAUCAAUGGAUCAUAUUUUGAUUGCAGAACCACCAUCCUUUAUGACAGUUUACGAUGUGAUUGCAAUAGUCGUAAGCCAGGUUUUUGGGGCACCAGUAACUUUGCCAUUUGGGCCACUUUUUGCCUGCCCUGAUGAUUCAGAGAAAGCAGUUCUGAGGGCACUAAAAUUAGGUUCUGAACAUGGAAUUGCUAGAAAGGAAAGUAAGACCAAUACUUUAAUGGGAAAAGAAUUAUUAUCUCAGGAUGCUCUUCAAGUGCAGUUCCUUCCACUUCGACCAUUUUACUCAGGAGAAAUAAUUGCUUGGAAGAGUGGAAGAGAAGGGGAAAAACUUAGGUAUGGUAGGGUUCCAGAAGAUGUAAAGCCAUCAGCUGGUCAGGCACUAUACAGACUUACUGUUGAUACUGCCCUCGGAGAGACCCAAGUGCUACUUUCUUCAAAUGUCUUCUCUUUUAGAAGUGUUUCUAUGUUUGACGCUUGUUCCAUGCCAUCAUCAUCUAGUAGGGGUAGUGGAGAGGAUACAAGGAAAAAUAGAAUGCUGCAUGGACGUACAUCCAAGGAUUCUGGGAAUGAGAAAAGAAAAAUCCAGAAUCCAAAAGAGCUCCAGUACGGCAAAGUAUCUGCUAAAGAACUGGUGCAAGCAGUUCAUGACAUGCUUUCAACUGCUGGAAUAAAUAUGGAUGUUGACAAGCAAGCACUUCUCCAAACAACUUUAACUCUGCAAGAACAGCUGAAGGAAUCUCAAGUUGCCCUUUUGGUCGAGCAGGAAAAGGUCGACACUGCAGUGAGAGAAGCUGAUACAGCCAAAGCAGCAUGGUCAUGCCGGGUGUGUUUGAGCGCGGAGGUGAACAUCACUAUUGUCCCCUGUGGGCAUGUUCUAUGUCAAAGAUGCUCUGCUGCGGUUUCUCGGUGCCCAUUUUGCCGUACCCAUGUCUCCAAAACCAUGAAGAUCUUCAGACCAUGACUGGUUCCUGGGGCGUGACACAGAAAUUAGCUCAUCUUAGUAAACACUGAAGGUUUCAGAUGCUAUUUAUUAUUUUUCCCCCAAAGAAAAAUGCUUAUAGAGCUGUUUGUUGGUAGUAAGCUUGCGGUUGCUUUCCUGGGAGAAUCGUCUGCCAGGUGAUCGAGUUAAAAUCCCAUUGUUCUCAUAGUAACAUUUAUUGCCCUGUAAUUAUCUCCUUAAGCAGCGUGUAAAUACAUGCUCAUUUCUAUAUGUUUUGUAUAGUCAAUCAUCAUAAGCUAGGCAUUGAUUGUUGGAUUAUGAUGGAAAUAAAAUUGAUAGUUGUCGAUGCAGCAUUUAGUAA
Molecule: messenger RNA, 14857 nt
Organism: Zingiber officinale
Lineage: Eukaryota; Viridiplantae; Streptophyta; Magnoliopsida; Zingiberales; Zingiberaceae
Product: sacsin-like
Exons: 13
Coding region: 274-14517 (4747 amino acids)
Molecular function (GO): Hsp70 protein binding
Source: RefSeq, a predicted model, not a curated record